Molecule: messenger RNA, 1081 nt
Organism: Anopheles bellator
Lineage: Eukaryota; Metazoa; Arthropoda; Insecta; Diptera; Culicidae
Product: replication termination factor 2
Exons: 3
Coding region: 68-1000 (310 amino acids)
Biological process (GO): mitotic DNA replication termination; site-specific DNA replication termination at RTS1 barrier
Cellular component (GO): nucleus
Source: RefSeq, a predicted model, not a curated record
AGUGAACGAAAACAGUCUAUUUUCGGUGUUGCAGUUGCGAAAAUUCCAUCUGUUCACUUCAGUUAACAUGGGAUGUGAUGGUGGAACUAUUCCUCGUCGAGACGAGUUGGUGCGAUUAAAGAAGAAACCGGAACAGAAAGACAAGAAUUCUGAAAGGCAAUUCCGUUGGAAACACUGCGCGUUAACUCAGUUGCGCCUCCAGCUUCCAAUCGUCAUGUGUGCAUUGGGUCGACUCUAUUCUAAGCAAAGUGUUAUUGAGGCACUGCUGGACAAAGAAAAGAUGCCUGAAUCUUGCUCGCACAUCAAAUCAUUGAAGGACAUUAAGAACCUGAACCUGACACCCAAUCCGGCGUACGAUGAAACGAAAGACGACAAAAGUUCCCCGUUCGUGUGUGCACUGAUCGGGCUAGAAAUGAGCGGACAGUUUCGGUUCGUUGCCCUCUGGACUUGUGGGUGCGUGUUUUCUGAAAGAGCUCUCAAAGAAAUCAAGGAUAAAGCGUGUUCUGUUUGCCAAGCACCAUUCACAGACGAUGACAUCGUUGUUCUGAAUGGAUCCGAAGAAGAUAUCAAACUAAUGCGCACCAAAAUGGAAGCGCGUCAAGCACGCUUGAAACUGGAUAAGAAAAACAAGGCGGAAAAGAAGGCCAAAUCGAAAGAGAGCGUACCAUCCUCAACUGUGACAUCCGGAGAAUUAUCUUCUACGUCAUCGAGUGCUGUAGCGAGCGGUUCAGGUGUUGCGACCGUGAAAGCUUCAUCUAGCGUCGCCAAGCCGAACGGCGAAGGGAGCAGUAAACCCAACGGUAGUAAAGUGUUGAACAAACGGGCCCUCAUUAGCGACAAGAUUGGUGAAGAUCCUGUGUUUAAGAAAUCGAAAGACGAUUACAGCGUUGCCAAAGACCCGAAGGCAUCUGCGGUGUAUAAAUCUUUGUUUACAUCGCACGAAAGCGAGAAAGACCAACAGCGUGCUCACUGGGUCACGUACAAUCCUUUCUACAACUGAAUCUUCUUUGUUUUAAAGAAAAAUAAUAGUAGAUACUUGUAUUUGGUAUUGAUAGUUGGUGGGCAAAUUAAUAAACUCGUA